Homarus americanus (American lobster) is the source of this 2614-nucleotide messenger RNA. RefSeq names its product succinate dehydrogenase [ubiquinone] flavoprotein subunit, mitochondrial-like (gene SdhA). The transcript is spliced from 14 exons. Gene Ontology annotation, molecular function: succinate dehydrogenase (quinone) activity; electron transfer activity; flavin adenine dinucleotide binding. Gene Ontology annotation, biological process: mitochondrial electron transport, succinate to ubiquinone; tricarboxylic acid cycle. Lineage: Eukaryota; Metazoa; Arthropoda; Malacostraca; Decapoda; Nephropidae. The record is from RefSeq and is a predicted model, not a curated record. The coding region runs from base 98 to 2095 and encodes 665 amino acids.
CUUACAUAAGCACGCGCUUGUCUUGUAAACACCGACACUGCCAGUCCCACCCUGGCAGUCUAGAGGGAGUGAGUGUAUCGUCUAAUAAUCUGCAGAAAUGGCGUCGUCCAUGAAAGCUUCGGCGACUUUUGCAGCAAAACUUAUGCCAUCGCCAUUAACAGCAGCCUUCAGUCGUCCUGCAGCUCAUGCAAGGAACUUCCAUUUCACUAUGGAUGGCCGUCGCACAAGUGCCAAGACCUCCACGGAUCAGCUUUCUCGUGACUAUCCAGUGGUUAACCAUACUUAUGACGCUGUUGUGGUCGGGGCUGGAGGUGCUGGUUUACGUGCUGCAUUUGGUCUUGUGCAGGAAGGCUUCCGCACAGCUGUCAUCAGCAAGCUUUUCCCAACACGGUCUCACACUGUGGCUGCUCAGGGCGGUAUAAAUGCUGCUCUUGGUAACAUGGAGCCAGACAAUUGGAUUUGGCACAUGUAUGACACGGUGAAAGGCUCUGACUGGCUGGGUGAUCAGGAUGCUAUUCACUACAUGACCCGUGAAGCUCCAAAAGCAGUCGUUGAAUUAGAGAAUUAUGGCAUGCCCUUUAGUCGUACUGUAGAUGGCAAAAUAUAUCAAAGAGCUUUUGGUGGCCAAAGUUAUGACUUUGGCAAGGGUGGUCAGGCUCACAGAUGCUGCUGUGUAGCAGACCGCACAGGCCACUCUCUCCUCCACACCUUGUAUGGACAAUCCCUCAGAUAUGACUGUAAUUAUUUCAUCGAAUACUUUGCUCUUGACCUCUUGAUGGAAGAUGGAGAAUGCCGUGGUGUCAUUGCACUUUGUUUAGAGGAUGGAUCAAUCCACAGGUUCCAUUCCAAAAACACAGUGUUGGCCACAGGUGGUUAUGGUCGUGCCUACUUUUCGUGCACCUCUGCCCACACUUCCACUGGUGAUGGUACUGCCAUGAUCACACGUGCUAAUCUUCCUUGCCAAGAUAUGGAGUUUGUACAGUUCCAUCCCACUGGCAUCUAUGGUGCUGGAUGUUUGAUGACUGAGGGAUGCCGUGGUGAAGGUGGCUACCUGGUAAACUCAGAGGGAGAGAGGUUCAUGGAGCGUUAUGCCCCAGUUGCAAAAGACUUGGCGUCUCGUGAUGUUGUCUCACGCUCCAUGACAAUUGAAAUUCGAGAGGGUCGUGGCUGUGGGCCUGAUAAGGAUCAUGUCUACCUGCAGCUUCACCACCUGCCCCCAGAUCAGCUGGCACAAAGGCUACCUGGUAUUUCUGAGACAGCCAUGAUCUUUGCUGGUGUAGAUGUAACACGUGAACCUAUCCCUGUACUGCCAACUGUGCACUACAAUAUGGGUGGCAUCCCAACCAAUUACAGAGGACAGGUGAUCACCUUUGAUGGAAAGGAAGACAAAAUUGUGCCUGGUCUGUAUGCUGCUGGUGAGUCAGGAUGUGCUUCAGUCCAUGGAGCCAAUCGUCUUGGUGCCAACUCUCUUCUGGAUCUUGUGGUAUUUGGCCGAGCAUGUGCUCACACAAUUGCCGAGGAGAACAAGCCUGGUGAAACCAUUGGUGAACUCUCUCCUAAUGCUGGUGAGGCCUCUGUAGCCAACAUUGAUAAUUUAAGAUUUGCUAAGGGCAACGUGUUGACUGCUGAAGUACGAUCUGCAAUGCAGAAAACCAUGCAAAACCACGCUGCUGUGUUCCGCACUGGUGAAGUACUGAAAGAGGGUUGUGAUAAAAUGGCUUCUCUCUGGUCUAAAAUGGAUGACAUUAAGUUGGUUGAUCGUGGCAUGGUAUGGAACACUGAUUUGGUAGAGACCUUGGAACUUCAGAACCUCAUGUCCAAUGCUGUCCAGACAAUAGUUUCGGCAGAAGCUCGCAAGGAGUCCCGUGGUGCUCAUGCCCGAGAAGAUUUUAAGGAUCGCAUUGAUGAGUACGACUAUACCAAGCCCCUGGAAGGUCAAACACCCGUACCAGAGGAAAAGCAUUGGAGGAAACACACACUAUCCACUGUUGACAUUGAUUCCGGAGAUGUAAAGUUAUGGUAUCGUCCAGUAAUUGAUCACACCCUUGAUGAUGCAGAAUGUGCUACUGUGCCACCUGCAAUCAGGUCCUACUAAGGUUGUGCUGCAUAUAGGUUAACUGUACAUAAGUUUUUGUGACUGAUCAUUAAUUCUAAACAUCACAUUAUUUAAAACAAGUACUGUAGUCAUUUUAGAUUUUUUAGAAAAUUCUUGGUUUCCAAAUACCUGUAGUGUACUGCAAAAUUAUCUCCUUGUCUUGUUGGUACUGUAGUAGUUUCUUGGGAGGCUCUCACAUAUUAUGGUAAUUAUUUGAAACAAGUACUGUACUGUAGUCUCAUUAGAGUUUUAGAAAUUUAUAUUUUAAUUUUUCCAAAUAAUUUAAUUUGCUGUCCUUAAUCUGUUGGUAAUCAGAUGAUGGGCUCAUUAACAUUAAUAUAAUGUAGUUUACCACAGUAGUAAUUUCCACAGUUAUAGGGCUGUUUAUGCCUAGUUUGUAGAUAAUGUACAUAAUCUUCAGUGAAAGCACAUGUAGGCGUUCUUAUGUAAUACAGUAUUGUAUUUUGUUUAAAUUGUAUGAAUUUGUAAAAGAUUCAAUAAAUGGCAUAGGUUUUAAAA